This is a messenger RNA of Cygnus atratus (black swan), 3230 nucleotides long. RefSeq names its product NECAP endocytosis associated 1 (gene NECAP1). The transcript is spliced from 8 exons. Gene Ontology annotation, cellular component: clathrin vesicle coat; membrane. The coding region runs from base 96 to 920 and encodes 274 amino acids. Gene Ontology annotation, biological process: endocytosis. NCBI's taxonomy places the organism in Eukaryota, Metazoa, Chordata, Aves, Anseriformes, Anatidae. The record is from RefSeq and is a predicted model, not a curated record.
GACCUGCCCUCAUCAAAGAUGGCGGUCGGAAGUGCCCCUUGUUCCUAGGCUCCCACCCUUCGCUCCGCGCCGGGGUGCCGGGGUUCGCGUCCGAGAUGGCGGCGGCCGAGCUGGAGUACGAGUCCGUCCUCUGCGUGAAGCCCGAUGUCAACGUGUACCGCAUCCCGCCGCGCACCUCCAACCGCGGAUACAGGGCAUCUGACUGGAAACUGGACCAUCCGGACUGGACAGGGCGACUUCGUGUCACCUCCAAAGGCAAAACUGCAUAUAUAAAACUAGAAGAUAAGGUUUCAGGGGAACUAUUUGCUCAGGCUCCCAUAGACCAAUAUCCUGGCAUUGCAGUGGAGACGGUGACAGAUUCCAGCCGUUACUUUGUGAUUCGGAUUCAGGAUGGGACUGGACGAAGUGCAUUUAUAGGCAUUGGUUUCACGGACCGUGGUGAUGCCUUUGACUUCAACGUAUCUUUGCAGGAUCACUUCAAGUGGGUGAAGCAGGAGACUGAGAUCUCCAGGGAGUCUCAGGAAGCUGACACACGUCCCAAAUUAGAUUUAGGGUUCAAGGAAGGGCAGACCAUCAAACUGAACAUUGGGAACAUGACGACAAAGAAAGGAGGAGUAGCCAAGCCUCGUGUGUCUGGAUCAGGGGGCUUAAGCCUGCUUCCACCCCCACCAGGAGGCAAAAUUGCAGUCCCUCCCAUCCCUCCUCCUUCUUCCACGGCCAUUGCCAACCAAGUCACACCACCACCGGUGCUGAAAUCCAGUAAUGCAAGCAGUGCAGAUAUCCUGUUAGACUUAGAUGCUCCUGUGUCUGCAUCCAAGGCACCAGCAUCAGCUACCGCAGACCUCUGGGGAGAUUUCAGCACUGCAUCCAGUGCUGUUCCUAAUCAGGCUCCUCAACAGUCCAACUGGGUCCAGUUCUGAAUGGUCAAAGCAGUGGAAUGGAACAAACUGAUGACCAAGAGGCUCUAGAGGCACCAGAUGGAAUCACAGGGGGCACAAACCUCUCUAGUCUUCAAUCAGAAACAAGUCAGGACAAUCCUUCUUUUUUAAGCCAGGUCUUCACUUCAGUCAAAACUUACUAUUUUUGACCCCACAUUGAAACUACUGAACCUAAAGAGAACGUACUGACUCCUCACAAGGUGGGCAAGGAGGAGAGGGAGCCUCAUUUCUUCUACCUACUUGGCUGUUGCAUGCUACAUCCUAGUUCUUCUUCCCCACCUUUUCAUACAGGGAAAGCAAGAAUCCUGAGGAAGGUGGGUACAGGAGGAGGCUGGGUAGGUGCCUCUGGGUUCUUUGUCCUUUUUUUUUUUUCCCUGUUGCUUUUUGCAGUUACUUUCAAUAGCAGCUCAAGUCACUGCAUCUUGGCCUACAGUGCUGAGGGCUGCAGCAUUUGGCUAGAGCUUGUAAAUGGAAUCUGUGAGGAGAUAAGUCAUGUUUCUCCUAAAUCUCAACACAAAAUCCUGUUAGAUUAAUUAUGUCUGUGGUGAGGAGUGAACCUCCCCAUGCAUGCACUAGUAUUCCUUUCUUUGGUGCAAUUCUUUAUAGUGCUGGGUGUUCCUGUGCUCUUAAGGGAGGAGUCAUGCAAGUCCUUGAGUAGAUCUGCUGCCACUAUGCUGUAACUGCAGCUGGGCACCCCAUCGUGAGACUCCUUGUUUGGCUUGUAGGUUCACUGGAAAAAGUUCUCUCACUCCUCCCUUCUCCCCUGUUCCUUCAUGCAAAGGCCUCAUUGUCCUUGAGCUGUUUAACUGGAAAUAGCUUUAAAAAAGAAAAAAGAGCCUGUCUUUAUAAUUUGGUAGUUACUUGCACUAGAUGACAUCCAGGUAGUCCCACCGUUCAGCGUUUCAUGUUCCUGCAUCACUAUCCUGAGCCCUGGACUUGUAUCUGUCCAGCAGUACUUGUCGUGACUCUGCACUGUGUUACAAGUAUUGUGUAUUCAUGCCACAGUGAGAGCUGUGGUGAGACAGUGGGUUAUUCUCCAGUGAAGGGACAGUCACUCUCCCCUUUUCAGCUGUCACAUAUCAUUUGGGCAAGAAAUGUAUAGUAGGCUCAAUCUUGAGAACUGUGACGGCCAAAAUAUCCCACCUGGGUUCCUUGUGGCUUUUAUUCUAGGAAUAACUUUCUAGGGAUGUGAGCUGGUUCCUGUAACUUGGAAGCUUAUUUUUUAUUUUUUUAAUAUGUCCUGAAAAUCCUCUACUUCCUGUGUGGUUUAGGGAAUUAGAGGUAGAAGGCCCUUACUCUCUCCUGUUCCUUUUGGGAGAGUUUCUGAAGGCCCUUUGAUGUAGACACUAUUCCAACUUCAGCAGCUGUGGAUGUCAUCUGGGUUGUAAGUCUGCUGAUAACCCUGGGCAAAGCCUGUGGGCAGGCUAGAAACUUCACAAGCCCUUCCAUGCUAGCUGAUAAGCCAAAACACUAGUCAGGAAGAUGGUUUCAAUGACCAUUUUAUAGUACCUAGUUACUAGAACCCUAGCAUUUUGGUACUUCUCUAGACGACUUCUUCCCAUUUUCAACAUUCAGCCAGCAGCAACACUUUUGAAACUGGGAUAUUCUCUGCUAGCACACCUGUGCAAGUAAAUUUUGCCCUUUGGGACUAAGAUUUCCUCAUGAGGAUUUUAAAAGAGUAGUAAGUUGUAUGUACCUUGCACUUGCUAAGCUCUGUCAUCUGUUUUGUCUUCUUGCUACAAUGAGGGCAUUUUGGGGACUAAGUUUGACCUAGAUCAUCACUCCGCGAAGCAAAACUUUUUUGAAAAUAGCUCUCAAGCUGCUGCAGUUCCACUUGUGGAAGUAGGGACCAGACUGCUCUUGGAUGUAUUUUAAGUAGUCAUUUAAUCCUGAUCCCCUGGCUCUCUUGGUGUUCCCCUGCUUCCCCCUACCUUCACAGUUGCUCCUGCAGUUUCAUUGUACUUAAGCUCUCUGUCUCCUCAGAAUCUGUGGGUGGCCAUAGUCUGCUAGCUAAGCCAUGGACUCUGCUGGUUGGCUUUUUUUUUUUUUCUCCUCUCUUAUAUUGUCAGGUCCUGUCAUUUCAACUACACGUCAGUUCCCCAAACUGAGGAAGUUCAUAGCACCAAUUAAAAACUAACUAGGAGCCUCUUCUGUGUUGUCUUAGUUAGUACUCUGAAGAUAAUAUAUUAUGUAUUUGAAAAGCUAAAGAAGCAAAGAUUAAAGAUACAUGUAUAUAAAGCAUAAAAUGUACUGGUGAAAUGGCAAUUAAACAAGUAAUGUUGGGGAAAAGAA